UUCUGGGAUAUAACUGUCAUGGCGGCGCCCUUACAGCAGAAAUGACAUCUGACUUCAGAUAUUAUUUGCUUGAGUUUAUUUUUUCUUCACACCUCUGCUUUCGGAGUCUUUAUACUGAAUGAACUCAGCCGUGACGGUGUUGAGUGCACUUCCUUUUAUUUAAAAAUCUGCAAUGAAGCGAAUAGCAGCCUUGAUUGGAAGGACUGCAGUGUCCUGUUGGCAUCAUGGGAGCCCACAUCUUCCCCUUCUUCCUGCCUGGGCCCCCGGAAGUCCUCACACCUGUACGCAGAUCCGACACCUGGCUGCGAAACAGAAUAAAGGUCAGAAGAUCAAAUCCAAACCAGUGAAGCUAGAGAAACCACAGAAGCAGGAGGUGGAGAUCAAACAGAGGAUGACCGUGUCAGAACUCGCCGAGGCCAUGAAUAAAGACAUUGAUCAUGUCUAUGAGGCCCUGCUGAACACAGAUGUCGAUCUGAACGAGUUGGAGCCCGACACAGAGCUUGAAGAGAAAUGGAUAAAAGAAGCAGUGAAGAGAUCGGGAAUGAAACACAAGUGGGCCAAACUGGUAGAAACCAAAAUCAGAGAAAACAAAGAUAUCCAGAGACAACCUCCCCCAGAUCACGCUCAGUUAGUCCCUCGAGCUCCAGUGGUGACCAUCAUGGGUCACGUAGAUCAUGGAAAGACCACCCUGCUGGACAAUCUGAGGAAGAGUCAGAUCGCUGCUCAGGAGGCGGGGGGAAUCACUCAACACAUCGGAGCGUUUCGGGUUCAGCUGCCCUCAGGUGAGAAGAUCACUUUUCUGGACACACCUGGUCAUGCAGCGUUUUCUGCCAUGCGGGCGCGUGGAGCCAUGGUCACCGAUAUAGUCAUCCUGGUGGUUGCAGCUGAUGAUGGUGUGAUGAAUCAGACUAUUGAGUCCAUAAAACAUGCCAAAAACGCCAAAGUGCCGAUUAUUGUUGCUGUGAAUAAAUGUGAUAAACCUCAAGCAAAUCCCCAACACGUGAAAGAGGAGCUUGUAGUCCAUGAUGUCGUCUGUGAGGAGUUUGGUGGGGAAAUACAGGCCAUACAUGUGUCUGCAUUAAAGGGGGAAAAUUUAUUACAGCUGGCUGAAGCCACGGUGACGCUGGCAGAGGUCUUGGAGCUGAAGGGUGACCCCACAGGCCUGGUGGAGGGCACGGUCAUCGAGAGCCGCUCCGAUAAAGGCAAAGGGCCGGUUACCACAGCCAUCAUCCAGCGCGGCACUCUGAGGAAGGGCUGUACGCUGGUGGCAGGAAAGUGCUGGGCUAAAGUGCGCUUCAUCUUUGAUGAGUAUAAUCAGGCCGUGAGCGAGGCCGGACCCAGCAUGCCUGUGGAGAUCGUGGGUUGGAAGAACAUUCCCUCUGCCGGAGAGGAGAUCCUGGAGGUGGAAUCAGAGCAAAGGGCCCGUGAGGUGGUGGAGUGGCGCAGCUACAUGGAAGAACAAGACAAGAUGAAAGAAGACCAGCAGGUCAUCGAAGUCAAGCAGAAGCAGCAUCAGGAGAGCUAUAAGAAGGAGAGGGAGAGCAUGGCCCAUCUCUCCUGGAGACAGAGGAGGGCGGCCCUGUACAAGGCCAACAAACACAAAUUCCCCCACAGGGUCAGUGAGAAAACCGAGACGGAGGAACUCAAACUGCCCAUCAUCGUCAAAGGUGAUGUCGAUGGCUCAGUAGAAGCUAUUUUGAAUAUCCUGGAAAGCUACGAUGCUGAUGACCAGUGUGUGUUGGAUGUGGUACAUUUUGGUGUGGGAGACAUCUCAGAAAGAGACAUUAACUUGGCGGAGACGUUCUCAGGCACCAUAUAUGGGUUCAACGUCGCCGCAAAUAAAUCGGUUCAGCAGAUGGCUGAUAAGAAGGGCAUUCCUUUAAGGUUACACAAAGUCAUCUACAAACUCAUAGACGAGCUCAAAGACGACCUGAGCAGCAACCUGCCUCCAACCAGAGAGGAAAAUUUAAUCGGGGAGGCCUCAGUUCUGGCCACGUUUGAGGUGACGAUUGGGAAAAAGAGGAUCCCAGUGGCUGGUUGUAGAGUUCAGAAGGGCGAGCUGGACAAAAAGAUGAAAUUCAAACUUAUCCGAGGGAAAAACAUUCUCUGGAAAGGAUCCGUGACAACACUGAAACACCUGAAGGAUGACGUUCUGACAGUGAAGACAGGCAUGGAAUGUGGCCUUUCUUUAGAUAAUGCAGAACUUGAAUACAAACCUGGGGAUGAAAUUAUUUGUUACACUGAAUCGGAGAUCAAACAGAAAAUAUCUUGGGAUCCAGGAUUUUAAGGGACUGUAUUUGGUGCAUCAGUAUACAAUGCAGUGCAGUUUACAUGAAUACGCUGUAGCAAACCUGCCUAUAGUCACCAACUGAUCAUUUAAAAAAAUAAAAUGUGAUGGUCUUAAUUUUGACUCUAGAUAUCGGGACUGAAAUAAGUGUACAUAAUGUAUCUUGUAAUGUAAAUAUAAACGAGGAAGAGUCACAUUUUCAAAAAUUGAGAGAAGUACGCAAUAUGGCUCAUGUAAUAAAUUGAAUACAUUAAAACAUUUUUGAAUUCAA
This is a messenger RNA of Puntigrus tetrazona (Sumatra barb), 2558 nucleotides long. It is a transcript of the gene mtif2, whose product is annotated as mitochondrial translational initiation factor 2. Gene Ontology annotation, biological process: translational initiation. Gene Ontology annotation, molecular function: translation initiation factor activity; GTPase activity; GTP binding. The record is from RefSeq and is a predicted model, not a curated record. Lineage: Eukaryota; Metazoa; Chordata; Actinopteri; Cypriniformes; Cyprinidae. The transcript is spliced from 14 exons. The coding region runs from base 173 to 2287 and encodes 704 amino acids.